Carassius gibelio (silver crucian carp) is the source of this 3131-nucleotide messenger RNA. Its product is annotated as nucleolar and coiled-body phosphoprotein 1-like. Gene Ontology annotation, cellular component: nucleolus; nucleoplasm. NCBI's taxonomy places the organism in Eukaryota, Metazoa, Chordata, Actinopteri, Cypriniformes, Cyprinidae. Gene Ontology annotation, molecular function: protein binding. The record is from RefSeq and is a predicted model, not a curated record. The transcript is spliced from 14 exons. The coding region runs from base 67 to 2538 and encodes 823 amino acids.
UGUCAGCUUCUCCAUGUGACGGAGAAAAAGCCAAUCGCGCACCUCCUCCGCACGAGAGCAACGAAGAUGGCGCAAGACAGUACGGUGCCCAGCGAUCUCUACCAGCAUGUGUACUCGUUUCUCGUGGAAAACAAGUUCGCCAAAGCCGCAAAAGAGUUUUUAAAGCAGGCUAAAGUGAAACCUCAAGACCAAAAUGAGGACAAUCUCUUGGACAUCUUCAAUUUUUGGGUGAAGUCCCCAGAAACCAAAAAGCGUAAAGCAGUCCCCAGCGGCCCUUCGGCGGUCAACGGCCCGUCAGCAAAGAAAGCCAAGAAAGCUGCUGAGAGCUCAAGUAGUGAGGACUCCAGCAGUGAAGAAGAAGCUGCACCUGCCAAGAAAGUCAAAGGACAAGCGAAAGCUCCUGCUCCAAAGAAGCCAGCAGCUGUAGCUGCUAAAAAGAGGAGCAGCUCUGAAGACUCCAGCGACUCGGAGGAUGAAGCUCAGGCUAAAACUGCAGCAAAGAAGCCUGCCGCUGUGAGACCUGCAGCCCCCGUCAGGAAGAAAGACCCCAGUUCCAGCAGCGAGGAGUCGGACUCGGACGAGGAGCCGGCCAAAGCUCCAGCUAAAGGAGCCAAGGCCAAGCCUGCGGCAGGGACCCCGAAACCGGCGUCCACUCCAGGGUCUGCAGCUCAGAAGAAACAGGACAGCAGCAGCAGCGAGGACAGCUCUAGUGAAUCAGAGGACGAGGGUCCAGUGAAGAGCGCAGUAAAAAAACCAGUCCUAUUGAAGACCGCUCCAGCUAAACCUGCAGAGUCCAGCAGUGAGGAGUCAUCCUCAGAUGAGGAAGAUGCUCCUCCUGCUAAGAAACCCAAGACUGGUCCAUUCAAUGCCGUCCCGCCUCCAGGAACACUGACGGCUCGUGCUCCAGUCAAAGCUCCUGCAGCUCCAGGGAAGACUGUGACUCCCAAAGCUGCUGCUCAGAAGGACUCGUCCAGUUCGGACAGCUCUGAUUCAAGUUCAGAGGAUGAAGCAAAGAAACCAGCUGCUAAAACUGCUGUGGUUAAAGCAGCCCUGGCUAAGAAAGCCCCUGCAAAGAUCGCUCCUGCUCAGAAAAAGGACUCUUCAAGCUCCGAAUCUUCAAGCUCAGAGGACGAAGCAGCAAAGCCUGCUGUCAAAAGCACACCUGCUAAAGCAGCAUCUGCUAAAUCUACACCCGCUAAGGAAGCAUCUGCUAAAUCUACACCCGCUAAAGCAGCAUCUGCUAAAUCUACACCCGCUAAAGUCUCCCCUGCUGCAGACAAGGCUUCAUCUUCUAGCUCUGAAGACUCAGACGAUGAGGAGGAGGCCAAGAAACCAGCAGCUAAAGCUGUCCCAGUUAAACCUGCGCCAGCCAAGAAAACAGCAUCUAAAGUCAAGCCUGCUGCAGAAGAAUCGUCAUCAUCGAGCUCCGAGUCUGAGGAAGACAAACCGGCCCCAAAACCAACCCCAGCCAAGGCUGCUCCUGCUAAAGCUGCUCCCCCAAAGACGACCCCUGCUAAGAAACACGAUUCCUCAAGUUCAGAUUCAGACAGCUCUGAAGAUGAAGCCCCAGUUAAACCAGCAGCCACGUCCAAGCCUUUGAGCGCUCCUAAACCUGCAGUCAAACCCGUCGAAUCCAGCUCGGACUCGGACAGCUCUUCAGAUGAUGAGAAACCUCAGAAGAAGGCCACCACCACACCGGUGUCCAAACCAGCAGCGGCUGCUGCUACCAAGAGCCCUGCUUCUGCCUCCAAACCACCUGCUCCAGCCAGUAAGACCACAGCGGAGACCAGCAGCAGCGAUUCGGACAGCUCCAGUGAAGACGAGAAGAAAGUGAAGACUACUGUGACCCCCAAAGCGUCAGCAGCUAAGCCGGCCGUGACUCCAGCUAGCGCCAAGAAAGCCGAGAGCAGUAGCUCUGCAUCUGACAGCUCAGACUCUGAGACCGAGGCUAAGAAGACUCCCGCCAAGCCUGCCGUCACCAAUGGAAAGACUGCUACUACAAAAACACCCACCUCAGCAGCGAAGACGCCGGCUAAGAAGACGGCAGAGUCUUCCUCCUCCAGUGACAGCAGCUCUGAUGAAGAGGAGUCUCCUAAAACCCCAGCUGUGAAGACCCCACCUGCUGCGAAGACCAAAGCUGAGGACUCUUCAUCUGAAGAAGAGGAGACGACCAAGACUCCUGUCACAACAAACGGAACAAAGAGCAAAAAAAAAGGCAAAGAGGAAGAGACGACAACACCCCAGAACAAAAUGACCACCUCCACACCUCACACUUUUCCCAGAACCAAACAGAAGGAAACCAAUGCUCCUUUUCGUAGAGUAAGAGACGAGGAAAUUGAGCUGGAUCCCCGUCUGGCAAACAAUUCCUUUGAUGCAAAGAUGGGAGCCAACGGUGACUGGGGCCAGAAAGCCAACAAUGUGCUUAAAUUUACCAAGGGCAAAUCUUUCCGGCAUGAGAAGACCAAGAAGAAGCGUGGCAGUUAUAGAGGAGGUGCGAUCUCCACCUCAGUGAACUCCAUUAAGUUUGACAGCGACUGAGAUUACAAACUAAAUGAACCUCUGAACUCUCCAUAUCCCUCUUUCCCACAAUAUCAGCUCUGAAAGGCACUGUUUUGAGCCGUCUGCUCUCUGUUGGGUAUUGAUUGAAGGCUCAGGAAUAUUUGGGGUUGUGUAUUUACACUCUUUCAUGCAGUUAGACACCACAUGGUGGCGCCGCGUCAUUGCGUUUAGGCCUUUCGAUUAGCUUCUCUGUAAAAAUGGUUUUGGCUUUACUGUAAAAUGUUUCUUAAAGUUUGCUUGACAAAUUAUAUACAGUUGUCCUAACAGGUAAUUGUUAAUAGAAAUUACAAUGAUUUUCUUGUCAAUGAAAUGUCAUUUAUGGUUGCGUUAACAUUUUAUGAGCCGGUGUAUCUUGAGCCUGGUGAUUUUGUCCUGUUUGAAGAAGUUGUGUAGUUAAUGACUCUUCUGUUUGACAGACACUGGAAGACCACCCUUACAAUAACACACGAAUCGUCCUCAUACGUUUAUAUAGUUUAGUUUUAAUAUUUUAUGGUUUCAUAUGUUACGCAGGAAUUUGUAAUUUGGUCUCCUUUAUGAUCAGUACUGUAAUUAAAACAUUGACUGAAACUCAA